This is a messenger RNA of Pelobates cultripes (western spadefoot toad), 576 nucleotides long. NCBI's taxonomy places the organism in Eukaryota, Metazoa, Chordata, Amphibia, Anura, Pelobatidae. The record is from the annotation of a GenBank genome assembly.
AUGUUUAUUCAUUAUAUUACAGGGGUAGACAAUGAGGCCGCCAUGUUUAUUCAUUAUAUUACAGGGGUAGACAAUGAGGCCGCCAUGUUUAUCCAUUAUAUUACAGGGGUAGACAAUGAGGCCGCCAUGUUCAUCCAUUAUAUUACAGGGGUAGACAAUGAGGCCGCCAUGUUUAUUCAUUAUAUUACAGGCGUAGACAAUGAGGCCGCCAUGUUUAUCCAUUAUAUUACAGGGGUAGACAAUGAGGCUGCCAUGUUCAUCCAUUAUAUAACAGGGGUAGACAAUGAGGCCGCCAUGUUUAUUCAUUAUAUUACAGGGGUAGACAAUGAGGCCGCCAUGUUUAUUCAUUAUAUUACAGGGGUAGACAAUGAGGCCGCCAUGUUCAUCCAUUAUAUUACAGGGGUAGACAAUGAGGCCGCCAUGUUUAUUCAUUAUAUUACAGGGGUAGACAAUGAGGCCGCCAUGUUUAUCCAUUAUAUUACAGGGGUAGACAAUGAGGCCGCCAUGUUCAUCCAUUAUAUUACAGGGGUUGACAAUGAGGCCGCCAUGUUUAUUCAUUAUAUUGACAGCAUUUAA